Molecule: messenger RNA, 1293 nt
Organism: Stegodyphus dumicola
Lineage: Eukaryota; Metazoa; Arthropoda; Arachnida; Araneae; Eresidae
Product: zinc finger protein 271-like
Source: RefSeq, a predicted model, not a curated record
AUGCUUAUUCACACAGAAGAGAAGCCUCAUAUGUGCGAGGUAUGUAAGAAGUCAUUUAGAUUGAAUGAUGAUUUAAUCAGCCAUAUACUUAUUCAUACAGGAGAAAAACCUCAUUUGUGUGAUGUAUAUAACAUGUCAUUUAGACAAAGGGGAAUUUUAAACAGGCAUAUGCUUAUUCACACAGGAGAGAAACCUCAUGUUUGUGAGAUAUGUAAUAGGACAUUUAGUCAAAAAAGUGAUUUAAGCAAGCAUAGGCUUAUUCACACAGGAGAGAAGCCUUAUGUGUGUGAUGUAUGUAAAAGUUCAUUUAGACGAAAAGCUGCUUUAAACAAACAUGUGCUUACUCACACGAGGGAUAAACCUCUUUUGUGUAAGGUAUGUAACAAGUCAUUUAGACAAAAGGGUGCUCUAAACAAGCAUAUGUUUCUUCACACAGGAAGGAAAUUUCAUGUGUGUGAUGUAUGUAAUCAGUCAUUUAAACAAAAGGUUGCUUUAAAAAAACAUCUACUUAAUCAUGCAUAUCAGAAACCAUAUGUGUGUGAGAUGUGUAAUAAUUCAUUUAAAGAGAAGUGUAAAUUAAAGAAGCAUAUGCUUAUUCACACAGGAAAGAAGCCUCAUAUGUGUGAGGUAUGUAAGAAGUCAUUUAGAUUGAACAGUGAUUUACUCAGGCAUAUACUUAUUCAUACAGGAGAAAAACCUCAUUUAUGUGAGGUAUGUAACAGGUCAUUUAGACAAAAGGGUAUUUUAAACAAGCAUAUGCUUAUUCAUACAGGAGAGAAACCUCAUAUUUGUGAGAUAUGUAAUAGGACAUUUAGUCAAAAAAGUGAUUUAAGCAAGCAUAAGCUUAUUCACACAGGAGAGAAGCCUCAUGUGUGUAAGGUAUGUAAAAGUUCAUUUAGACGAAAAGAUGCUUUAAACAAACAUGUGCUUACUCACACAAGAGAAAAACCUCAUUUGUGUGAGGUAUGUAACAAGUCAUUUAGACAAAAGGGUGCUUUAAACAAUCAUAUGUAUAUUAUUCACACAGGAGAGAAACCUCAUAUUUGUGAGAUAUGUAACAGGGCAUUUAGUCAAAAGAGUGAUUUAAAGAAACAUAUGCUUAUUCACACUGGAGAGAAACCUCAUGUGUGUGAGUUAUGUAGCAAGUCGUUUAGACGAAAGCAUGCUUUAAACAAACAUAUGCUUACUCACACAAGUGAAAAACCAUAUGUAUGUCAAGUAUGUAACCAUUCAUUUGGACAAAAAGCUGGUUUAAACAAACAUAUGCUUAUUCACCUAGGAGAGGAGCCCUAG